AUGAGCGAAGCCAGAACCGUCCUAGGAGCGCUGAAGGAGUCCGGGACCUCAAAGUUUGCUCAAAAGCUAUUCUCUGAUAAUUUGGUACCCAGCGUUACCAAAGCAAUAGAACUGAACGAUAGUGAAGAGGAAAACGAGCGUCGAAAGAAAUUCCAUACCCCGAGAAUGGUUUCGCAAGGCGCCCACUUCGCUUACACGGUUCCAGAACCUCGUCCGCACUACAAGCCACUCUUUUCUUCGCGCAAAGCUUUGGAAGAUCUCAACUUGGAGUUGGAUUCUGAGCUUAUGGACCUAAUCAACGGUGCUAAAGUUUAUUAUGAUGAGCACAAGGCCAUUUUCCCCUACAGCAUGGCUUACGCAGGGUUUCAAUUUGGCCAGUUUGCUGGUCAAUUAGGAGAUGGCCGCGUUGUGAAUCUGUUUGAUUUACCAGAUAAAAACAACGUUAUGCAAACUUUUCAGCUCAAGGGUGCCGGAAUGACACCUUUCUCUCGGUUUGCCGACGGAAAAGCCGUUCUGAGAUCCAGUGUUCGUGAGUUUAUUAUAUCAGAAGCCCUUCAUCAUAUAGGUAUUCCUUCUACUAGGGCACUUCAGCUUACCAGGCUCCCACAAACGAGGGCUAUGCGUUCCACAUAUGAACCAUGUGCUGUGUAUUGCAGAUUUGCACCAAGUUGGAUUCGAUUAGGAAAUUUCGAUUUGUGUCGAUACAGGCAAGACCACAAAAGUCUGGUCGAGCUCUCGAAUUUUUGCAUCAGUGAUGUUUUUAGCAACGGCGAUAACUUCCCCACGCUGGUUGAUCCCGAAAACUUCAAACACGAUUAUUUCCCUGAUGCUAACGAAAAAAUAUCUGCCCCGAAAACCUCUGACCAUAUCACCCUCGAGGACAACACCAAAUAUGAGCUCUUCUUCCGCCAUGUUGUUAAUCUCAACGCAGAAUCGGUUGCCUCCUGGCAAGCCUACGGUUUUCUCAAUGGGGUGUUGAACACUGAUAAUACGUCAAUAAUGGGUCUGGCUAUGGAUUUUGGACCUUUCAGUUUCCUGGACAAAUUUCAACCGCAAUACACUCCUAAUCACGACGACGUUGAACUUCGCUAUUCUUUUGCUAAUCAACCUACUGCGAUCUGGUGGAACCUAACAAAGUUUGCCCAAGCGAUGACCACUCUGAUUGGCGCUGGCCCUAAACAUAUUCAAUCUAUUGUGGAAAAUGGUCUCCAAGGGCUCGCUGAGGAGACUGAACAAGAUAUCAUCACCAGAGCGAACUCUGUCAUUUUAUCCGCUGCAAAUGAAUACAAGUUCAGGUUCACCACAAACUAUGCACGGAUUAUGUCCAAAAGAUUGGGACUUGAUCUUAAUUUUCCGAUACAGGUUAGUAACGAGAAUUUGGCAGAAAUGGCAGAGAAGGCAACUGAAUUCAACAAGACUAUUUUAGAACCCCUACUACAAAUAUUAUACGUUUCACAAAUUGACUACAACAAUUUCUUCGUCAAGUUGCAGGGUUACAAUGGUGACUUCAAAACAGAAGUUAGUCAAGGCUUCCACAGAAUUGAUCCAAGUCUGUUGAAGGUGUUUUUUACCGAACCUCAAAUUUCGAAACUAGAAAAGCACGCCGAUGGUGCCGCUGAAGCUGACUCCGGAGAAACCAGAAGGCUUGUGGAGUGCGUAGAGACGCUUAAUGCCUGGAUUGAUGAUUUUGUUACGUUAAUGCCAUCAGACUAUAGUUCCCGAUACAAUCUGGCGAAGAAAUCCAACCCUCUCUUUACCCCAAGAGCUCAUAUUUUCGAACAGGUCAUUAAUGACAUUACAGAUCAACAACGAGACAAAUUGAAUGAUCCAGACGCAGAGAUUGACACGUCGUAUCUAGAAAAACUGUACAUUAUGAGUGUGAAUCCCUACGAUUCUUCGAAGUGGGAUGAAAACCUCAAGCCAGAGAAAGUGCAGGAUUGGACCGCUCAUGGUGACGACGACACAAAAUUUAUGAAGCAACUAACUUGCUCAAGCUAA
Molecule: messenger RNA, 1998 nt
Organism: Lachancea nothofagi CBS 11611
Lineage: Eukaryota; Fungi; Ascomycota; Saccharomycetes; Saccharomycetales; Saccharomycetaceae
Source: the annotation of a GenBank genome assembly